Molecule: messenger RNA, 4361 nt
Organism: Schistocerca americana (American grasshopper)
Lineage: Eukaryota; Metazoa; Arthropoda; Insecta; Orthoptera; Acrididae
Gene: hts
Product: protein hu-li tai shao
Exons: 22
Coding region: 243-2627 (794 amino acids)
Cellular component (GO): cytoskeleton; plasma membrane; postsynaptic density
Molecular function (GO): actin filament binding
Source: RefSeq, a predicted model, not a curated record
CGCUCGCCGGCUAGUGCGCAGAGUGCUGCGGGCGUGACAGGAUUGUGCGAUCGGCGCUCUGGGUUCAGCCGGCAGUCCAGCGUUGUGUGUGUGAUCCUGUGCGUGUUCUCUCUGUUUGUGUACGUCGCUGCCGUGUUCUGCCGGGCUGCCUGCGAGGAACCGGCUAGGCAGAGCGCCCGAUAGAACCUCAUACCACCAUAGGGAGGACGCUGUUGACAUACGAGUGAACUCAUCAGCCCACAAUGGCAGACACCAGUCAAUCCGAGCAAACCCCUCCGACUGAACCUCAGACGAAUGGUGUUUCUGACGGUAUAGAUGACGAUGAAAGAAACAAAAUGCGUCCAGCUGAUAUUGAUGCGGAUAUGAAGGAAAUGGAAAGGAGGAAACGAGUCGAGAUGAUAAUGAAUAGUCGUCUUUUCCGUGAGGAGCUGGAACGAAUUAUUGAAACCCAGCUGAAGGAUGGAAAUGGCCCAGCAGGUUUGUUGCAACAGCUAUCGGACAUGAUGGGGUUGCAGGGUGGCCGUUUACAACCUGCAAGUGUAUUCAGAGGAUCUAACUGUGUCAUUCCUAUAAAUGAUAUUCGUGGUGUUGAAAGCAUGGGCUAUGCAAAGGGAGAAAAGAUCCUUAGAUGCAAGUUAGCAGCAGUCUAUAGAUUAAUGGAUCUUUGUGGCUGGACCCAAGGAAUCUACAACAGUAUCACUGCGAGAUUGAACCAAGACCAAGAACAUUUUCUCAUAAAUCCGUUUGGAAUGUUAUACCAUGAAAUAACUGCCUCAAGUUUAGUGAAAAUUGACAUGCAGGGCUCAAUAGUUGAGCCUGGAACUACAAAUUUUGUUGUGAAUGUUCCUGGUUUCAUGUUGCAUUCUGCCAUUCAUGCUGCCCGUCCAGAUAUUAAGUGCAUUAUUCAUGUUCAUACUCCUGCAGUGUUGGCUGUGUCUUCAUUAAAAUGUGGCCUACAGCCUUUGUGCCAAGAAGCUAUUGUAAUUGGUGAAGUUAGCAAUCAUCCAUAUCUCGGUGCAGUCUUCGAGCCAGAAGAACGAGAAAAAAUUGCCAGAAAUUUGGGACCAGUAAACAAGGUUAUGUUUCUAUCAAACCAUGGUGCUGUCUGUUGUGGAGAAACAGUAGAAGAAGCAUUUUAUAAUGUUUACAAUACAGUUCUGGCUUGUGAGACACAGGUGAAGGUAAUGCCUGCUGGUCUGGAAAAUCUUGUUCUGAUAUCAGAUGAAGUCAGGAAGCAGGUUUAUGAGGCUGUACGACGGCCACCUGAUGCUAUUCAAAGGCAGGAUACAAGUUCUGACUUGCCACCUUCGGGCCUUAAAAAGGAGAAAAAAUGGAGACUAGGAGGCACAGAAUUUGAAGCCCUAAUGAGAAUGCUGGACAAUGCGGGCUUCCGGACGGGUUACAUUUAUAGACAUCCACUGGUCAAAGGUGACCCUCCCCGACCUCGCAAUGAUGUUGAAGUUCCUCCAGCAGUGUCUUCCUUGGGAUAUAUUCUUGAAGAGGAGGAGAUGUACAAACAAGGGCAGUGGAAGAAGUACAUCGAUGGUAAAAAAACACAUGACCGCACACGGUGGCUGAAUUCUCCAAAUGUAUAUCAGAAGGUGGAAAUAUUGGAAACGGGAACACCUGAUCCAAAGAAAAUAACGAAGUGGGUGGAUGCAAAUGCAGAAGAGUGGGUGGCAGAGGGUUCACCAACACACAGUAGUACACCAGUGAAGAUAGAGAGUGCUCUUCAGUUUGUGCCGAAGAAUACAGAUCCAAAGGAAUUCAAGAAACUACAACAGCAGAUAAAGGAUAACAGGCGAGCAGAUAAAAUUACUUCAGGCCCACAGUCUCACAUUCUCGAAGGAGUCUCAUGGGAAGAAGCGAAGAAAUUGCAGGAUGCUAAUAUCUCUGCUACUGGUGACCAAGUCAUUUUGGUAGGAGCUGCUUCAAAAGGAAUAAUACAAAGAGGCUUCCAGCAUAAUGCUUUAGUGUAUAAAACUCCAUAUGCUAAGAACCCAUUUGACACAGUAACGGAUGAAGAACUUGAGGAAUACAAGAAAGUUGUAGAAAGGAAACAAAGGGGUGAAUCGUUUGAUGAAGACCAAACUGAAUCGGAGCCACUUUCCUCUUCACUGCAAAACAGUCGGCCUACAAAUGAAGAUAGUAUGCCGGCCACUAAGUCUCCACUUAUGUCUCCAACUUCUGCUGCUAGUGAAACGGAAGAAGAAAGCAGAGAUGAACCGAGAGUUUUGCGGAUAGAGACAAAGCAGGUUCCUCGGCCAAGUCAAGCUGAAGUUGUUCUGAGUGAUGCCGAAAGUGAUCUCCCAGAUCCAAAUGUGGAGCGUUCCUUGUCACUUAGGCUGCCAGCGAAAGUUGCUGACUCAUCUGAAGUUCCGAAUGAAUUUAAGCGCUCUUGGUCAUUGGGACCUAACAAGCAGAAUAUAAAAGGUGAGAACACUGUUAAUGGUGAUGAUCCGGAUGCACCCCACAGUACUUUUUCACAGAGCAGUAAAGAGGGAUCACCAACGAAAGAUAUUUCAACAGAGGAAUCACCGAAAAAGGAUAAGAAGAAGAAGAAAGGUUUGAGGACACCUUCCUUCUUGAAGAAAAAGAAGGAAAAGAAGAAGAUGGCUGAAGCAUAGGUAGUAACUCAGAUAGACACUGCCAAGGUGAAGCCAGCAAAAUAAGUGUACCAUCUCCAAGCGGAUUCAUUACUGCCACGAUACUUUCUAGCAUUUAAUUGUUGACAGUGAACAUCUGUUAAAUGAGCAGAUGUUGCAUGUCCAUAAACUGGUGGUGUAUCAGUGUGCAUGUGUGUAUGCUCCAGAAGUUUCUCUGCCAGGGCUAACUGCUUUCUUCAUGCAGCAUUAUUUGAAAUAAUGGUGAGCAUGCUUUACAAGUUGUUUUAUUUUUGAAAUAUGUAUGUGUACAGAAAGUAAACAUGUAAAACUUGAAUUUUGUCGUGAAGAAAAUAUUGUCUUGUAAAUGAAAUUUACUGCCUCAGAAGCUUUUAAUAUUUUAAACUUUGUUUUGGCACCAUUUAUUCUUGGAAUAUGACUUAUAUAUAGUGGUGCACAAAACAUAGAGGUACAAUACUGUUUUGUAUUAAUCUGAUCGGUAGUGUACUGUGACAGAUGUCUGCACCCCUGUACUGUUUACAUUGUUAAAUUUAUAUUUUGAUGCAAAAAUCUUAAUCAUGUUAGGUCUUUGUAUCAUUGACAGUUAUUUCACAAGCUUUGUGUGAUUCACAACUUGCUGUCAUGUAAAAAGAAGGAAAGAGGACGUAAGGUUGUUGCUACGUACACUAAAUUCGCAAAUGUUUUAUUACUUGACGUCUAGAUGACUAGUGUAAGUAAUAUAUUCAGAUAUUAUCUAUAUAUGAAAACAAAACAAAAAAUGACAAAACUUGUCACUUCUGAAAUGUAAACUGUAAAUCUGAACAAACUCAAUUGUAUGUGAAAAAUGUGAGUGAAUGUGAUAAUUUCCUCCGUAAAAAACUUGCAGGACAUUGACUUUUAGUGGCAAUCUACACUGUGAAGUAGACUUUUAUAGUUUGUCAUUUGUUUAAAAUAUUAUAAUACUGUAUUGUUUUGUUAAGUGAUUUUUCUAGAUUUUAUUGACUUCUUUUGUGUAACUUGACUUUGGAUAUAUCAGCAUGUUUUUAAUUUUUGAUGAUUUAUGUAUUUUACAAUAAAUGGUAUGGAAGCCUUCAGAAAAUCUUGUAAGCUUUGAUAAAAUUGUUUCACUGUAUUUAAGAACUUUGUCUAAAGUGAAUGUGAUUACACUAUGUGAAAGUUCUGCUUGAAAUGCUUGUUGUUGUCAUGUGAUGUUACAGACUUCUCAUACUGUGUUCAGAACAGCACCACAAAAGAGAUACAAAAAUGAAAAAAGUAAAUGAUUAUUUGUAUAUUUUUGUCAUUCUAUGUCACUAUUUCAAUACCAAGAAAUUGUGGGAUAGUUUUCAAAAUCUGCACUUCUGAUGAUCAUCCUAUCCAUUCUUGUACAAAACUAAGCAAAUCAUUGUUUUUCUUAAUCUCUAAAAUAUUGUGAUUGCAAGUUUGAAAUAGGAUGUAUUUUAUUGGAAGUGCUUUUGCAUUUUUGUAUAAAAAUGUCAGUAAAAUAAAUUUAAUCAGUAAUUUACUUUGGGAAUCUUUAUAUGCGACAGAAAGUGAUAAAUGGUGAGUGUUGUGUCAGCAUUAGAAACUGAAUUAAUAUUGUGGUGCUUUAGAGCUGCUGUGUAAAUUUGGCCUUCAUUUCAAGUGGUAAAUUUUGUGAAAGGAAAUCAGGACUUUGAUUGAAGCAAAAGAGAGUUAUAAUCCUUGCAAGUACUUGUGUUGGGAGCCAGCUUAACAGAAUAAAGUAAGUUUCUCCACAAA